GACAAAGGACGAGCACGAGAUUUCUAUCUCGUUGUCAAUGUCAUUAUUUCUUGAGCAGUUUUUUUUUUUUUUUUAAUAACCACGCCAAUUGCACUAAAGUUGUUAAUUAAUUGAUCGAAUGUUAACAAGUUGCUCGACUGGAUGUAGAGCUGCGCAUGCUAGAAUUGUGCGGAAAAUAACUUCGACGGUUGACAAGUAAAAGUUAAUAUAGAAGCAACUUUGUAAAUAAAUAAAUGCCGGGAGUGUAAAUAUGGCUGCUGCAGUGGUGGGAGGACUUCGCUCAAGAAGUAAUUCAUCAAGACCUCCACCACUUCCAGAUUUUGAUACUUUUAAUAAAUCCUCAAAAGUUGAAGUACGAGAAGAUGAGGAACAAGAAAGGAAAUUUCAAGAAAUCAUUGACCUACUCUUGGCUGCCGGAUAUUUUCGUGCUAGAAUCAAAGGUCUUUCACCUUUCGAUAAAGUUGUCGGAGGAAUGACUUGGUGCAUAGAAGUAUGCAAUGUUGAUAUUGAUGUUGACCUUCUUUUCCAAGAAAAUCUUACCAUUGGACAAAAAAUUUCUCUGACUGAAAAAAUUGUAGCUGUACUUCCUAAAAUGAAGUGUCCUCAUCGAAUAGAGCCUCAUCAAAUCCAGGGCUUGGAUUUCAUUCAUAUAUUUCCAGUUAUUCAGUGGCUUGUUAAAAGAGCUAUUGAAACUAGAGAAGAAACUGGUGAUUAUAUUCGAGCUUUUUCUGUAUAUCAGUUUCAAAAAAACUAUGAAACUCUUGAAGAUAUUACAUCAAAAUUGCUAAAAGAAAAAAUGGCUAUGUCUUAUGAGGAACUUAAGGAUGUUUAUAAACCUCAAAGACUUUUUCGUUAUCAUGCUCCUGAAAAAUUAAAGGAUGAAGAAGUGAGAGUUCAGACAACUUUAUUAGAAUAUGGGAAGAAACUUGGAAGUGCAAGAAUCACUGAAAGCAAAGAAGGAGAACAGUCAAGUGAAGCAGAAAAAAAUGCUCAGAAAGCAGAGGAAGAGAAUCGGAUUCAGAAUUUGAUGAAAAGCAUGUCUAUUACCAAUGAGCAAGAGGGUAAACUCACUGCAAGUCAGGUUGGUUCAAUUGUUGGCUUGCAAUCAGGAGAAAUUCAACAAGUGGCUUCUGAAUUUGCUGAAAAGCAAGCAGAACUUGCUAAUGAAGAAAUGGGUGAAAGAGGACUCAGUGGCAUUCAGUAUCAUAAGAGAACUGUGGCUUCAUUAACUAAGCAGAUAACCGAAAAAGAAGGAAAAGUUGCAGAGAUUGAAGCCAUAAAUUUAAAUUUGAAAAAUGCUUAUCAAGAAUCCCAAACUAGGUUGCGAAAUUUGCAAAAUGCACACAAAGACAUGAUGAAGGAAAUGAAAGUUUUGGAAGAAGCUGAAAAUGAUGAUAAUAAAAACCUGUUAGAAACUCUCCGAUCCCUUGUAGCAACUAAUGAAACUUUAAAGAAACAAGAACAGGAAUUUAGGAAUCAUUGUAAAGAAGAGCUUGCUAGGUUAAAGGCUCAAAUUGAAGAAAUAAAAGCAUCAUCUGAUGAAGGUUCUUCUGAAGAUAUGGAAUAUCGAGAAAUGGUUGAGAAGCAAUAUAAUGCUGAUAAAGAAAAGCUCCAAAAGAUUCGAAUGCUCUUAGCUCGAAAAAAUAGAGAAAUUGCUACAUUACAAAGGAAAUUUGAUGAAGUGCCAUCUAGAGCUGAACUUAGUCAGUAUCAAAAGCGAUUUGUAGAAUUGUAUAAUCAAGUGGCUGCAAAGCAUAAAGAAACAUUGCAAUUUUAUACUUUAUAUAAUACACUAGAAGAUACAAGAAUGUACAUAAUGAAAGAGGUUGAUUUAUUAAAUUCUAUUCAAGAAAACUUUACUGAGGCUAUGGCAUCACAAGCCUCUAAAGUUGAAUUCCUUGCCCAGUUAGAAACAAUUGUUGAAAGGAUUUUACAAAAUAAAUCAAAAGUUGAAAAGAAAAGGCUUGAAGAAAAGAAACAACGAGAUAUGCUCAAUGAUCAGUUACUUGAUCUAAUAGAAAAACAAAGGUUAUACUUUAAAACUGUGAAAGAUUUCAAAGAAGAAUGUAGGAAAAAUGAAAUUUUGGUUGCCAAGUUAAAAGAGAAGAAUAAAGGACGUUAAAUACUCAGCUUUUAGAAAAUGGGAAAUGUAGUAUUUGAAAUUAGUUAAUGAAUUAUAAAAAAAAUAUCUAGCUUUAUUUUUUCUGAACUGCCAACUAUAUGAAGUAAUUCAAAUUUGUAUAUAAAGUGGAAUUAUAUUUAUUUGUUUUUCUACAAAUUAAUAAAGUUAUAUUUUUGAUA
Argiope bruennichi is the source of this 2301-nucleotide messenger RNA. RefSeq names its product coiled-coil domain-containing protein 93-like (gene fidipidine). The record is from RefSeq and is a predicted model, not a curated record. Bases 251 to 2122 code for a protein of 623 amino acids. The transcript has 22 exons. Lineage: Eukaryota; Metazoa; Arthropoda; Arachnida; Araneae; Araneidae. Gene Ontology annotation, biological process: Golgi to plasma membrane transport.